AACGGGUGACGUUUCUAGCAAACGUAACCUCAAAAUUUAUGGGUAACUUUGCCAAGUGCCACCUGGCGUUUGUUUUUCGAAUUCGGCCACGUCACUUGAGGCAAAAAUCGGCUGUGUGUGUUGUUUGGUUCGUCCCCAGAAAAAGGAAAAAUCCAUUAUUAAAAAUGAACAUUUUCCGAUUACUGGGCGACAUUUCCCACUUGUUGGCCAUCAUAAUUUUGUUGCAGAAAAUCUGGUAUACACGGUCCUGUGCUGGUAUUUCUGGUAAAUCCCAAAUACUAUUUGCUUUGGUUUAUACGGCUAGAUAUUUGGAUCUAGUGACUGCUUAUGUGUCACUGUAUAACACUUGCAUGAAAGUGGUUUUCCUUGCCAGUUCCUAUGCCACUAUUUACUUGAUUUAUAUGAAAUUCAGGGCCACCUAUGACAAGAACCACGACACUUUUAGGAUUGAGUUUUUGGUUUUACCUGCAGUGGUUUUAUCCAUGUUAAUUAACCAUCAAUUUAGCUUGCUAGAGAUUUUGUGGACUUUUAGUAUUUAUUUGGAAAGUGUAGCUAUUUUGCCCCAGCUGUUUAUGGUCAGUAAAACUGGCGAAGCUGAAAGUAUUACUUCGCAUUAUUUGUUUGCAUUGGGCUCUUACAGGGGCCUGUACAUUUUGAAUUGGAUUUAUCGUUACUGGAGCGAGGGGCACUACGAUUUGAUUGCCAUUGUGGCUGGUAUAGUGCAAACUGUUUUGUAUUGCGACUUUUUCUAUUUGUACAUCACUAAAGUAUUGAAAGGAAAGAAACUCCAACUGCCAGCAUAAAAUUAUCAUGAUCUUACCAAAAAACAAAGAGUUACAGUUUCCUGUAAAUUAAUGCUUUUAUUUUUGAAGCCUUUUGCAGCACUCAAUUGAAGUGCCAUAUUACCAAAGCAGGCGUGAGGCGUUAAAAAAAAAUUACUAAUUUUUCCUGUUUAUAUAGUUUUUAAGGCUAGCGUUACGAUUUUAUAGUAAUAAAAUAAAAGCGUUCUUUUAAAUAUGAAAUAGUUACAAGGUAAAAUGAUAGAUGGCGCCAGUGUAGUUUAGAGGACAAUUGUAUCGACUUUGCAAAAACUGAUAAGGGUUCCAGGUUCUUGUUAGGCCUAUUCGGGUUUGGAAAAAGGACGGUUCAAAACAAUCGUCCAGUUUAUUGAUCAACAAAAUAACAACGACUCGACUAUCACAAAUUUCAAUAAUAAACUGUGCGAUUCUUCUGGACCGUUCUAGAACCGUACUUUUUCCAAACCCGAAUAGGCCUGUUAU
Messenger RNA from Ceutorhynchus assimilis (cabbage seed weevil), 1280 nucleotides. NCBI's taxonomy places the organism in Eukaryota, Metazoa, Arthropoda, Insecta, Coleoptera, Curculionidae. The record is from the annotation of a GenBank genome assembly.